GGCCGCGGCGACGGCGGCAGGAGCGCGUCCCGGCGCCGCCUGGGGCUGCGCUCGGCGCGCGGACUGUGAGGAGGAGGCGAGCGAGGCUGGCGCGGGGUCGGCGGCCGGACGCAUGGCUUAGGACGCCCCGCCGCCGCGCCCCAGCAUGGGGAAACUUCACUCGAAGCCGGCCGCCGUGUGCAAGCGCAGGGAGAGCCCGGAAGGUGACAGCUUUGCUGUGAGCGCUGCUUGGGCAAGGAAAGGCAUCGAGGAGUGGAUCGGGAGGCAGCGCUGUCCAGGCAGCGUCUCAGGACCCCGACAGCUGAGAUUGGCAGGCACUGUUGGUCGAGGCACCCGGGAGCUCGUGGGUGACACUUCCAGAGAGGCGCUUGGUGAGGAGGACGAGGACGACUUCCAGCUAGAAGUGGCUCUACCACCUGAGAAGACCGACAGCCUGGUCAGUGGAGAUGAGAAGAGAAUGGAGAAACUGAGUGAGCCUGGCCCUGGCUCCAAGAAGCAGCUGAAAUUUGAAGAGCUUCAGUGUGACGUUUCUGUGGAGGAGGACAGCCGACAGGAAUGGACUUUCACUCUGUAUGACUUCGACAACAAUGGCAAAGUCACCCGUGAGGACAUCACCAGCUUGCUGCACACCAUCUAUGAGGUGGUUGACUCCUCUGUGAACCAUUCACCCACAUCGAGCAAGACACUGCGGGUGAAGCUCACUGUGGCCCCUGAUGGAAGCCAGAGCAAGAGGAGUGUCCUUUUCAACCAUACUGACCUGCAGAGCACGAGGCCCCGAGCGGACACCAAGCCUGCUGAGGAGCUUCGUGGCUGGGAGAAGAAGCAGCGAGCCUCUCUCAGGUUCCAAGGUGACAGCCACCUGGAGCAGCCGGGCUGCUACCACCAUUGUGUGGAUGAGAACAUCGAGAGGAGAAACCACUACCUGGACCUGGCAGGGAUAGAGAACUACACAUCUCAGUUUGGACCCGGCUUCCCUUCAGUGGCCCAGAAGUCAGAGCCGCCCCCUCGAAUCUCCAACCCCACUCGCUCUCGCUCCCAUGAGCCAGAAGCCGCUCACAUCCCACACCGGAGGCCCCAAGGUGUGGACCCCGGCUCCUUCCACCUCCUUGACACCCCAUUUGCCAAGGCGUCAGAGCUCCAGCAACGGCUCCGGGGUACUCAGGAUGGGAGCAAGCACUUUGUGAGGUCUCCCAAGGCCCAGGGCAAGAACAUGGGAAUGGGCCACGUGGCCAGAGGUGCAAGAAGCAAGCCUCCGCUGGUGCCCACCACCCACACUGUGUCCCCCUCUGCCCACUUGGCCACCAGCCCAGCCCUCCUCCCCACCCUGGCACCCCUGGGCCACAAGAAGCACAAGCAUCGAGCCAAGGAGAACCAGGCAAGCUGCCGGGGCCUGCAGGUCCCACUGGCUGCAGGCGGUGCCACCGUCGUGGGGCGGGAGCAGGUGAGGGAGCUGCCUGCUGUGGUGGUGUAUGAGAGCCAGGCUGGGCAGGCUGUCCAGAGACAUGAGCACCACCACCACCACGAACAUCACCACCACUACCACCACUUCUACCAGCCCUAAACCCCACCAGGCCACCACAUGAAGGACCCACCCCCACGCCUCAAGGCAUUAUUAUUCUAUUAAUUAUUGUUAUUAUGACAAUUAUUGUUAUUAAUAAUUAUUGUUACUCCACUAAUAUUUAGCUAGCCUUCAUGUAGAAGAUAUAUGGAAACACAGAACUAAACUUUUAUUUAUAUGUUGUGGGGAUUAUAUAACUCACCCGAGAAGUGACUGGGUUUGGAAGGGUCCUUGGGCCACCCCAGCUGCAGGGCCCUCGCAGAUCUUCCCAAACCGCAGGAGCCCUCAGCCCAGCUGCCCCACUCCAGCUCUUCCAGGAGAGCACCCUUGCCUGGCUCAGCUUCAGAGACCCUCAAGAGCUCCAGAGGACAACAGCUGCUACCUCUCAGUGUUAUUCUGUUUUGACUUGGCCCUUACCUGACUGUAACGUGCCACGGGGAUCUCAGUGGACUGCCGCCGUCGUGACGAUGCCCCCCCCCUCGUGUUUCCGCACCUCAGCCUAGACACCUUAGCUGUGCUUUCUGGAGUUACUGCCUCACCUUGGCCCAAGACGGUCCCGUCCUUUUGGGGGGGGGCAUGCACAAUGUGGAAACGCCCCCUCCUCCUCCUGUGCCCCCCCUUUGCUUUUGAAGGAUGCGCCUGUGUUUAAUGGUUGUCCUUGGAGCCGCCGCCGCCUUCUUUGGGAAACUGCUCCAGAGAGAAGCAACCACAUAAAGAAGCGUGGGUUCCCAAGAUGGCACCAUUGUAUGACGGAGGGUGUGAAACCUGAGUUUGCCAUCAGCUAAUACACUUUGUGGCUCUCCAGCAGCCUUUGUAUCUCUAGGUAGAUGCUGCCUGUCCGUGUCUCUGUAUCUUUCUAGAAAUACACUCUCAGGUAUCUUUGCUGGUGUGCAGAAAUCACUGCGCUGCUCUGUGGAAGCUCCUGCAACCCAGAUGGACCCCAUGUGUCACGGGAGGGCCGCCUGUCCGAUGUCAGAGGUGAUGUCUUGGGGUUUGAAGUCUGCAGUUUUGGAGAGACUGCUUGGGUAUAGAAACUUGGAGUGGAAUGGGAGGGCACCUGAGACCCUGGGACAGGGUAUUAUUGGACAAGAGCCUAGGGAGACCAGAAAAAGACCAUUGUCACAUAGUUGGAGCCCCUAUGUAAACAGAUUACAAUCCCAGGUUGAGUAACUUGAGGAGGGCUAGACAAGGUCAACACUGUCCACACUGGAGCAAAGGUAAAGAGACAGCAGAGCCCGGACCAGCGCUAAGCUACCCCUGUACCUGAAAGGUGAGGAUCGAAAGGCACCUACGAGCGGAGACCUCCAUUCAGGGAAUGUAGCCGGUUGUGUGGGACCCCCAGGGGUGGAUGUCCUGGCUCCCUCCCCUGCCUCUUCCCCAUCCUUCUGUAGUGGCAUCUGCUGAAGGUCUUGGGAGGGAGGAGCAGUUGCAUGGGCUUUUAUUCUCGAGGGCCUGGAGAGAGUCUGACCCCAGAAGGAGAUGAUCGCAGCUGUCCGUCUGCCCCUCUGUCUCCUGUGGUUAGCAUGGUUGGUAAGCAUGUACUUCUGAAGGUAGUGAGCAUUGGCUGUUUUUAUGGUGUUGAUUUUCCUGGUUGCUUGGGACUGGUUGAUGCAAUCCUCAAGACAGCACUAUGAGGCAACAGGAAGUAGAAAUCCAAGGACUGCAUCUGAGGCCCAGAGUGGCCACGAACCCACUGGGGACACACACACACACACACACACACACACACACACACACACACACACACACACGGUAGGUGGCAGUGCUGGGUCCUCCUUGUCAGGAUCCCUAACACUAUGAAGGACUUGAGCCCUGGCUUUUCCUCGCAUGAAGCUCUCCAUUUCUGUUUGACUAGAAUCCAGCUCACCGGAGGUGACUGUAACCAAACUAAAUAGGCAAGGCAUUAUGGGAGCUGGCUUCGAGAUGACAGGAUCCAGUAUGAACGAAACAGUUUUCGUCCCUGGGUCGGCCCGUGUCAGCAGGCCUGAGCUACUGGCAUUCUGGGUCCAGGACCAGGAGGAAAGGACUCUCUAGGAGACAAAAGCCCGGUGGGGGGUGGGAGGGUGGACUGGGUUUGGAUAAGGUAGUCAGCCCUGGACCAAUCAGCAUGUCCCACCUGGUGUGCGCCCACUUACCACAGGAGGCCGGGUCAGCACUAAGGACAGCGGGUGUGUGUGUGUGUGUGUGUGUGUGUGUGUGUGUGUGUGUGUGUGUGUGUGUGUAGCAAACAACAAAACAAACCCUAUGGCCUCCAGGCCCAAAGCUGCCACAAGCAGUGAUGCCCAGGGGGUGGGAGCUGGCUGUAUGACAGGACGCGGCCUGGGGAAGGAGGUCCCCUGCUGCCCCAGGAUUUUCUCACUUCUUGCUAACUUUUCAAAGACGCUUACAAAAAUAGUACCGUGUUCACCCGUAAAAGCCCUUGGAAGCUUAGAGUAACAGGUAACCCAGCAGGCUCCACCCCAGCAUCCAUGUCCAGAUGCCCUCCAGGACCGUGGGUGCAGUGUGGUGGUUGGGACAUAGGCUGGUGCCAGGCUGCAGGACUCGAGGCCUGACUCCCUUUCCUCCCAGCAUGUACUACUGCAAGUGAAAUGCUAUGCCUUGGUUCCUCCCUUGUGAGCACUAUCCAGAUGCUAGCUGUUUUCAUGACUAGAAUAAAUGCAUUUUAUAGAAUA
Peromyscus leucopus (white-footed mouse) is the source of this 4230-nucleotide messenger RNA. RefSeq names its product NKD inhibitor of WNT signaling pathway 1 (gene Nkd1). Bases 146 to 1561 code for a protein of 471 amino acids. The transcript has 10 exons. Gene Ontology annotation, molecular function: calcium ion binding. Gene Ontology annotation, cellular component: cytoplasm. The record is from RefSeq and is a predicted model, not a curated record. Gene Ontology annotation, biological process: negative regulation of Wnt signaling pathway. NCBI's taxonomy places the organism in Eukaryota, Metazoa, Chordata, Mammalia, Rodentia, Cricetidae.